Lolium rigidum is the source of this 1051-nucleotide messenger RNA. RefSeq lists its product as uncharacterized. Gene Ontology annotation, cellular component: small-subunit processome; box C/D methylation guide snoRNP complex. The transcript is spliced from 6 exons. Gene Ontology annotation, molecular function: snoRNA binding. Lineage: Eukaryota; Viridiplantae; Streptophyta; Magnoliopsida; Poales; Poaceae. Bases 120 to 920 code for a protein of 266 amino acids. The record is from RefSeq and is a predicted model, not a curated record.
AUUACGGGAUAAUCUUGGUGCUCUUUGAGACGCCAUCUGGAUUUGCACUCAUAAAUUAUGAUGGGGUCAAACUUUUUCGUCCAAAAGCCUUGGAGAAUAUCUGGUCAGAAUUCAUCAACAUGGAUACGGCACAAAACGUUGCAUUUUUUAAAGGAUUUCAAACUUUCGAAGACAAGUCCAGUGCCAUUAAGAGUAUUGGUGUCUGUUCUAAGCUUGGUAAGAUGAUCAAGAGUACGCUCUGGCCUGGCAUGAAACUUGCUGUUGGAAAACAGGAAUAUAAAGACAUUAUUGAAGCAAGUUUGGGAAUUCACUGCCUGUUUGAUGAAGCUGUGCUGGAAGUAAUGUGGGGCUUGAAGAACCUUAUCAAGUUUUUAGUGCCUGAUGAAGAAUUAGAACUGACUAAUGAGGACUGCCUCCAGAUUAGCCAAGGAAUGAAACUGGUCCUGGAUCGUUAUGGCUUUGAGGUUGAUGCCAGCUUGGUUAAUUCAGGCAUCAUUGAUAUGGCAUCUACCGUGUAUGAGUGUGAUCUUUUUGAGGAUGCACGUGUUGCAUCGUUGCAGAAUGGUACCAAGCAGCUUGAAGAGGUAUCAGGUAUUGACUCUAAGAAUUGGGAUAGACUGAAACUUGCAACAGCUCUCAAGUUGAUAUGUUAUCCUAAUGAUGAAAUUGUGACUGGCGAUUCAGAAGAGAUGCUGUCAAAGUCUGAGGCAGAACAAUUGGUGACUGAUGCACAUCGUUAUAAAUUUAAGCGCCAUUGGAUUUACUUGGAACUCUACAAAGAGUUUGUGUGGGCCCAUGGAGUUAGGCGUCGGGCACUAGAACUGUUGGGUCCCAUGGUCAAGGAGGCAAAAGAAGAUUUGAAGCUGCAGCAGGGGUCCAUGGUCAAGGAGGAACAGCGAGAAGUGAAGCAACAUCCUUAAUCAUCCAUUAACGGUGUUUGAGUGCAUGCGCCUUAAAUGGAUGGCAGACUAGAACAGCUCAAAAUGAACGCGAUAUGCACGCUUCAAAACUUAGCUGUUUGAUUGCGUACGUGUCGCACUCGGUAGACAGU